Molecule: messenger RNA, 1743 nt
Organism: Cyprinus carpio (common carp)
Lineage: Eukaryota; Metazoa; Chordata; Actinopteri; Cypriniformes; Cyprinidae
Product: formyl peptide receptor 2-like
Biological process (GO): phospholipase C-activating G protein-coupled receptor signaling pathway; inflammatory response; complement receptor mediated signaling pathway
Cellular component (GO): plasma membrane
Molecular function (GO): G protein-coupled receptor activity; complement receptor activity
Source: RefSeq, a predicted model, not a curated record
UUCAUGCACCAAGAGCUUGUAACACUCCAAAGAGAAAGGAAAAAUUGAAAUCGCAUCAUAUGACCCCUUUAAUAAUAUAUGAAUGUGCCAAAGCCACACUUCACUUACACCAUUUGUGUUUACGUAAACAAGUAAAGAUGUAUACUUUUGUACAUGUCUCCUCCCUCUUCCUGCCUUUCUCCUCUUUGUCUGCAGCAAAGACAUUUCUGAAUGGCCAGAUGAAUUACACUGAAAAGGGCAGACAAGAGCAACUGCAAGUGAUGUCAACGAAUGAGCCACUGAUUUAUUUAUGAACAUAGCAAAAUGACAUUUUAACAGUCAAACACAGCUGUUGACUCAGUCACAAAGGAUCAUCCAGUGUUGUUUCCUUGAAGACUGAUGGUUAGUCUGAUUUGUGAAAACACUGCUUUGUACAGAAUGACCUCCAAAACAGCUCUUCUCCUCCACACCCACUCUGAGGUCUCAAACCACCAUGCAAUCACUACAGUGGACAUUGUAGCCAUUAUGAACAGGGUUAGCAUUGUCUUCCUCACUAUCAUUGUUCUCCUCGGGACCAUUGGGAACUCUGUGGUCAUCUGGGUGGCCGGCUUCCGCAUGAAACCCAAAGUCACUAACAUAUGGCUGGUCAAUCUCGCUGUAGCAGACCUGAUCUUCUGCCUGACACGAGUCACAUCACUCAUCUCAAGUAUAUUCUUUGACCACUGGCCUUUUGGAGUUUUUCUCUGCAAGUUCAAUGGUUUCUUCAAGUAUGCCAACAUGUUCUGCAGUGUUUUUCUUCUGGCUGUCAUCAGUGUGGAUCGAGCGCUCUGCAUUUGCUGCCCAGUGUUCACCAGAGAACGACGGACGUUAUGUGCUGCUCGUGUGGUCAGUGUGGGAGUUUGGAUUGUGGCGGUGAUGUUCAGUUCACCAUACUUUGUGUACCGACAGGUCUUCCUCAAGAACAACUUGAGCCACUGCUCAUUCAAGGAGAAAGGAGCAGAAGAAACAGGUGGCAGUUCAGCAAAGUAUAUCUACUACUGCAUUCGUUUCAUCUGUGGAUUCUUGUUGCCCUUCCUGGUCAUCCUUAUCUGUUACAUACUAGCUGCUGUUGGGAUACGCAGAACGCGGCUCUCUGGAAAAUCAAGGCCUCUUCGGAUUCUUGUCGUAUUGGUCUGUGCCUUUUUCUUAUGCUGGGCCCCCUACCACGCUGUAGCACUGGUCAAGUUGGUGGAUAAAAACAACAAGGCAGUAAAAGAAGGAUGGGCUAUGGUUUCAAACGUAGCUUAUUUCAACAGCUGCAUUAACCCAGUUCUGUAUUUCUGCAUGGGACUGGAUUUUAGUCAGCGCUGCAACCAAAGUUUGUCUGGGAUUUUUCGCAGAGCACUUAUGGAGGAAGGCCAAAGUCUCUCACAGCAAGGCACUAGAGAAGAAAAAUGUAAUUCCAUUCCAAAGACUGCAGAUACUGAGUAUGAAACUAAAGUUUAAGUGCUUAAUAUCUAACAUCUAGAUUAAUAUUUAACCAAAUGAAAAGUUAAUGCACCUCAGUGUCUUCUAGCUAGCUUGAAGCAGUAGAUGGAGCCUUUAUAUUGCAAAAUGCUCAAAUUAAGGUAAAUUUUAUGUAAUUUUCUCAUACAAAAUGUUUAUGUGAUAACUGUACGUUUUUAUGGUUAUGUUUGCCUACACGUUUGUUUGUUAAUUAACAGGCAGGAAGAGAAAAUAUUGUGAAAAGGGUACAAUUUUUCGACCAGGAUUGCAUUAUGACUG